Molecule: messenger RNA, 4066 nt
Organism: Varroa destructor (honeybee mite)
Lineage: Eukaryota; Metazoa; Arthropoda; Arachnida; Mesostigmata; Varroidae
Cellular component (GO): Ndc80 complex; kinetochore
Source: RefSeq, a predicted model, not a curated record
AGCUCACCUCAUUUUUUUUUCUAGAUUCAUAUCAGUGUUAUAGCUACCGAUAAUGAAGCAGAUUGAGUGAUUAAACUUCUUUUGUUAAUUAUGAAUUACAUGUAUAUUUGUAGACUGAAAGAAAGUGUUAUUUUGAAUUUUCUUAUAUUACUUGAUACCCCACAAAUUCAUGACUGACAUAUACGUGAUGAACCACAAAUCCAGCUCAAAAAAGUGCUCUUAAGAUGUAAAGUGGGUUCGUGAAUAUACGUAAGCGUGAAUGUUGCUAGCACAUCACAGUAUUGUUUUAAGGCUUAGGUUCAUAAGAUGGCUUCACGGCCUGACGUUUCACGGGCCCGCUUAUGCGAGAAUCUGAAGUCCGUCGCCCAAGUAACACCUGAGGAAAUAGCAGCCCCGACGCGAGCAAUAGUUCAACGAGUCCUUGCGGAUUUUGCCACUAACGCUCUUAUGAUCAGGGAUGAGGCACUCAGCCUGCCUCUAGCGUGCAAUCUAGAGAACCAUAAUCCAAAUUCCAUUGUAACCAGUUUUGCCGUAAAUAGGAUGAUCUUGAUGAAACAGAUUCUAAAAUUACUAAGCAAGAGGUCGGCGCAGUUCACGUUGAUGGACAUCAUCAAACCAGAUACAAAGAAGUUCGAGAAAAUGGUACAGCAGAUGCUCAUGUACUUGUACCAUUCUGAUCGGGUGUUUGAAAUUGUGGAACAAGUCUGUUUAGAUCUUGACGAGAAGGGCGCCCAAGUUCAGAGAGAACGCGAAACUCUCGAUUGCGAAAGGAAUGAACUCAAUGUCGCCGUUCAGCGACUGAAGGUGCUAGAGGAACUGCGUGUCGCCGAAGCUCUUGCUGAGACUAGUGAAAGAAAGGAGAAAAUGGAUAAGGAGUCUGGUGUAGCUAAAAUAGCUUACGAGAAACUUAAGGAACAAGUGAAAGACGCGGCUAACGAAAUUGACGGACUUAAGGCUGAGCUGGAACGGCGCCUAGAGCGACUGACUGAUCUACGUGCAUCGAUUGUUGAGGAUCCCGACACGUGUGUAGCGAAGCUUCAUGAGCUUCGAGAGGAAGUUUCGCUUCAUAAAGAGCAAGUUGAAUCAAAAGAACAUGCCCUCUUCGAAGCAACGGAACAUUUACAGUUGCUCCAGGACGCUCUCGAGCGAUCAAAGGCAAUACACAAGCAAGCCUUAAUGGCUGCAAGUGCGCAUGAAGAACUCGCUCAGAGCGAAAAAGAACGUGAGCGUAGUACGGCAGCCCAAGCGAGAACCCUACUUGAGCUUGAAUCCCAACUAGGGGAGCUAAAAGCCCUAGUUGAGGCCCGAAAGCAUCAGUUCGAAAAGAUUCAGGAAGAAGACCGUGAAGUUCGAGAGUCGUUGCUGGCGCUCGAGGAAACUGAACAGCAGCUAAAAGAACAACGUGAGAAGGCCGAAACCCGUCGACGUCAUUUGUUAAAUGAGACGACAAAAGUGGCCGGUAUCAUUGAGAACGUGCAGCGUACGACAGUAACCAUGAAAAAGAACGUCAUGUGUCAACUAAUCGAAGGCCAUGGUGAACAAAUGAAAAUUUGGAAAGAUCACGUUAACGCAAUGGCCGAUUUUUCGAAGGCGUGUCGAAUUGCUGAUGAUCAGAUUGAAGCUCGCCACGCGCAAUUGACCGCUUUGUCCGAAACUAUCGAGCGAGUCGCGUCGACAGGCACUACCCACAAUUAAAACCCCUCACGUGUUAAUUCUCACGACGAAGAGCGACAUGCAGACUAAUAAAUCAGACCUACCUUGUCCGUUCAUGUGGGUAGAAAGUAAGAUCCGGCAUGUGCCUGUGACUGGAACUAGCUCUAGCAUAUCUGUAAGAUUUAUGCUAGAAACAAAAUGUCGUAUAUACAGUUUAUUUUGUUAAUACGUAAACUGUGUCAAUAAUAGCUAUCAUUUACGGUGAGUUUCUGGCCCAUAUCUUGCAAAAAGUCAAUUCUAUGUUCUAUUCACAAAGGUGUACUUGAUUCAGUCUAUGUAUUGCAAACCGUAUCAGUGAACUAAACUUAAGGUAAUUAGUUUAUAAUAAAUAUUUUUAUUACAAGUGCCAUCUGCUUUAUGUUAAAACAACAAAACUGUAAGACAACUAAUUCGAAGUGAUUUCUGCUUUUCCGGUAAUAAAAUUCUGAAGGUUACUUAUUAUGCUGUCUGUAGGUUUCUCCAAGGAACUUAUGAAACAUAUAUACAGUUAUUUACUUAUAGUAUUUUUUAUGUUCCUUGUAAUCGAUUUUUGGUUAUAAUAUUUGCUAACGCUAUGAUUAGACAAUUGCAGUUUGAUAUUUCGCUUCUAGAUACCGGAUGGCCUCUUAUAGGAUGACUGCAGCGUUCCUUUUUUAGUUAGACCUACUCGCAACGAUGUAAAGAGUGUGCCUAUCUAUUCUUGGAGUCAAAGUAUCGCUAACUAAUAGUAGAAAAGAACAAAUUGGAAACAGUAAAAAUUAUUGGAAUGUUGACGCAAAUACUAUGUGGUUGAAUAGCACAGGAUAAUAUAUGUAAAGGUUUUGAAAAAACAUUUCGACGAAACCCACAACAUGAAUUCGCUAUAAGGAAGGCGAAAGUAAACCAAAGCUUUUCGGGAAAGAGGGCCAGGGUUGACUCCAAUACUCACUGCUAUCGCCCAAACAACAAAGGUGAGAUUCAGGCCAAAUUUAAUCUAGAAAUUCAGCUUGGGUUCACUAGUAGUUUCACCAUAAAGCGAACUAAUUAACUCUAUUAUUUACUCUUUACGGGGGUUGUGCUGUUUGCGCGCUUAACGUUUUGAAGUUUUUCUCUAGGGAUGCUGCACCUGCGUCGUCGCCUGCUUCGAUAACAAAGGUGCAGUUAUAAGAAAGUAGAGAGUCGAUAUUGGAAGAGGUGGGCUAAUAUAUGUACCAUUAUUUUCUUCAGUGUGUUGUUUAAGUUCUAUUCAUAUUUUUUAUUUUUUAAGUUUAUUCAAGUUCCUAUACAUGAUAAGCGUCAACACAGAAUAACUUCCAUGUGUUGCUAAACGAAGUUUGUUAAAUACGUGAUUACGAUGAGAUUAUGCAUAGUUUAUUCUUCGAGUGCGCUAUUUGCUGGCACAUAGCCAGCGUAAUAAAAUGGUUAACGAAAUCUGUCACAAUAUCAUAACAAUUCAUUUUGUUGUUAUCUAAAUCAAAAUUUACACCUUAUGUUAUAUUCAUAUUUUCUAUUUGCUUUUUGCUUUUAGGGGGACAUCUUCUGUUUUGGACUUUGUAAAAUGCAAGUAUUGCUCGCUUCAAGCAAAAUUUUCCUUGAAAGUAGCCGCAGAAUUUUAUCUGACCAGCCGAAUUUUCAUCGGAUGUGAACAUAAUUGCUUACGUUAAAUUGACAUAGCGUUGCGGAGCAGAGCGUACUGCCGUACUCGGGCAAAAUGCAUCUUCGGUUUGUCCCUGCGCUAUUAUUGUUCUCCAAGAUUGACACGGCCGCUGCCGCGCUCCAUACUAUUGAAGAGAUUUGUUGCGAUAACACAUCAUCCCUAAUCGGUCAAACCGCAAACCCGAGCUGAGGUGCGAUCCUAACCGCAGAUGCCGUCGUGAGCUUUGUUGGGUUUUAUCAGAUGUUGGGAUGGGCUUGUACUAGUUUGUCGAGUGCCGUUGGAGGCAGCUUAGUUAUCGAUCGAGUCCGAUGAGGAGCAAUGGAGGCAAUAGGAGGGCCGUCCUGUUCAAGGUGAUUGGUGGACGGAGGUGAUCAAAUCUAAUGAAUACUAGUUCAGUGUUAGACCGUAGUUUCAUAGUAUGCAUUCAUUGUGGUUUGCAUAAUAGCCUAAACUAGGCUGUUAUGCGACCACCUGCAAUGCAUGACGCCAUUUAUAAAGCACUCAUUUUAGGUACAUCGAUAAGUAUGGCACUGAAUGAAAAUAUAUUUUUCUGGUAAUAUAUAUAUUUAUUUGCCAAUAUAAGAGUUGACGUUUCCAGAAGCCCCUUUAUAUUAUAGUUAUGUGGAAACUGCUUAUCGUAUUGGUUCACCUACUCAGACAAAAGAUAAAUAACACGCAUUGCAUACUUAAUUAUAGUAAAAGUAAGGUAGAGCUUCUUGUAAGCUCACUUGAUCUCAA